This is a messenger RNA of Menidia menidia (Atlantic silverside), 2110 nucleotides long. The record is from the annotation of a GenBank genome assembly. NCBI's taxonomy places the organism in Eukaryota, Metazoa, Chordata, Actinopteri, Atheriniformes, Atherinopsidae.
GUCAGAGAGCGCACUGUGCCUGACAGCCCGCAGGAACGGCUUUAUAAAGAGCUAAAUUUACCGAAAUUUACGUUGUUUCCUGAGCUCUCACAAUUGGCCAGGCGCACUCGGCUUGCAGAGUUAUAAGCUUGAGAGGACCUCCUACCACUUUUAAACUUGUUCAUGUAUUGGGAGCGCGGCUGUGGAGAGCUGUGGGCGACCGUGAACUGAGCGCACGGAUCCUGCUGCGGCUGCCGCUCUGUUUCGACGCGAUUUUGACAAGAGAUAUAGAGUUUGAUUAUUUCACCCGACGAUGGCCUUAUCCGGAGUGAUGCUACCGUCUUUUUCGACAUUCUCCAACCAGAGAGAGAAAACCUGGGAAAAUAGGUGGAAAGGAGAUAUGGACAAAUUAGUCUCGACCAGUUGUUCCAUGCUUGAAAUGGUACACAGCCUGGACAAUCACAGCAAAAAGGACGACGAGGAUCUGAGUAAUUAUUUGGAUCUGGAUUUUAUUCUCUCCAACACCACUGGCACGGACAGCACGGCGGAAUACGUGGGCGCCGCUGACCCCAGCAUGUACACAAGUGGAAACUCCGUGCCACCGUACCCGGCAGACGACCAGCGCUCCCCGCCACCCCCGUACGGCGCCAGCCUCAUGACGGAGCUGCUCCGCUCCGAGGGCACCGCCAGCUUUGGCAUUACGCGCAACCCGGGCGUCCAGGGAAGAUUUUACGUCAACACCACGCACUUCCCCCGCCCGGACAACAUCAAAGUCGAGCCCCCCAUGGACAGCUACGGUCCCGUUUUGGGCAUGGUGCCCCAGAGUUGCAGCAAAAUCAAGCAAGAAGGCAGCGUGUCGUGCAUGAUGUCCUUCGAGCAGCCACGUCUGGCCAUCUCCCCGCGGGCGGCCAGCAGCAUGACCCCGCCUCUGAGCCCUGAUGACCAGGGAGCCACGGACUGCCAGGCGCAGAUGUGCCAGUCUAUGAAUUUCCAGCAGAAGUACCACGCGGCGGCGGCGGCUUUCCAGCAUCACGCGCAGGCCCCCCAGAUGCAGAUGCCCUACCACGCUCCGCACACUGGCUUCGGCAUGUAUGACGAAGGGCUCGGCCUGCAGCCCGUCGCGCAGAGGGUGAUGCUCACACCCCCCUCGUCUCCCCUCGAGCUGUUGGAGUCGAAACCCAAAAGAGGUCGCCGCACGUGGCCACGGAAGCGCACUGCCACGCACACCUGUACUUUCGCCGGCUGCGGGAAGACCUACACCAAGAGCUCCCACCUGAAGGCACAUCUCCGAACCCAUACCGGUGAAAAGCCAUACCACUGCAGCUGGGAAGGGUGUGGGUGGAAAUUCGCCCGCUCCGAUGAGCUGACCCGUCAUUUCCGUAAACACACCGGGCACAGGCCGUUCCAGUGCCACCUGUGUGAGCGUGCCUUCUCCAGGUCUGACCAUUUGGCACUCCACAUGAAGAGACACAUGUGAAAGUGCCCGCCUGAGGACUUGGGAUUCACAGAGGGAUUGUAUUAUUUGGAUUAAACUGUUUUUUUUUUGUUUUUUUAAUAUUUAAAAUGCUCUCCAUGUGGCCAAAUUCUUUUUAUGUAAUAUUGAAUUGAAAAAGUUUUAGUGUUAUUAUUUUCUAAUAACGUAGCUGGUACUACUUUUGUUGUAUAAAAGCUUUAGAAAAAUUUUGUUUGCUUAAGAGCAGGCAGACCAAGAAGGGGCUGGCCCUGUAUAUAUACUACUCUUCUCUGACAGAACUGGAAUGCUGUGUUUGACACAAAAGUGCCUUUCUACGACUGUGCUACUGUAAAACUCUUUGUGAAAGAACGUGGUCGAAAAAAAAAAAUGAGGGAAAAAAGAUGUACAUGUUCUUUUUGACAGGGGUAAAAAUGCACACUCACUUGCCAAACUUGUGCAGAGACAAUGUUUUACUUAAACUGCCUCAGUGUCUGAACUGCCUUUACUGUUUUAUUUCCGAUGCCUUCUUGGUGUGAAACUCUUGGAUCCAGCCCCUCUGUACACUAUCAGGGCUUGAUGUCCUGUGCAUUAUUUUUUACUUAAAUUUAUAAGUAAGUACAUGGAUUUUAUACUGUAAAAUGUGUAUUUAUUGUAAAUAUUAAAAGAAAUGGAUUUGAA